Molecule: messenger RNA, 1620 nt
Organism: Peniophora sp. CBMAI 1063
Lineage: Eukaryota; Fungi; Basidiomycota; Agaricomycetes; Russulales; Peniophoraceae
Source: the annotation of a GenBank genome assembly
AUGCCUACCCAGUCGUCUGUAGCGUGCAAUCUGCCCACGGAGAUACUGUCAUAUAUCUUCGCGCUCGUGAGAGAUGCUUGGCCACCCACGAGAACGGACCCGCCAGACGAGGGUGGACAAACAUACGACCUCGGCUGCAUAUAUAUAACGCACGUCUGCGGGCUCUGGCGUAAGGUCGCGCUGGGGACACCCACUCUUUGGACCAACAUCGACGCAUGCCUCGAUAUUCCCCUUGGUCUUGUGCCCUCGAUACUGAAACGCUCAGGGAGAUUACCCCUUAGUCUUACAUUCAGUCUGCCCAACGAUGAGGAGCGACGCCGUACUCCUGAUAUCCAGACCAUUCUUUCGACAUGGUUGACCGACACCGUCUGUUCACGUCUGCUCUCGCUGACACUCGAGUGGUUUGAUCGAGUUGAGAUCGACCAUGUCCGGCCGUACUUGAUUAGAUGCAUGGAGUCUCUCGAGCGGUUCAUCUUCACGGCGAGCAACUUGAGUGACAAUACCGGAGGGGCGACGCAACUUCCACUCGACGUCUGCAACUCAAUCAAGGGAUCUCAGCUCCGCGAGCUGUGUCUCGACGACUUGAUGCCCGUGUGGGAGCCUGCUACCUUUUGCACAACACUGACUGUACUUGAACUGCACUCAUAUACCGGGAUACCCAAUCCGAUGCUUCCCACGUUUCAGCAGUUGGCCGAUGCAUUGACGUCUCUACGCUCACUCGAACGACUCAGUCUUUCCGACAUGUUCCCAGACUCGGAGGACCUGCCGAGCCAUGAUCAUUACUUCAGCCGGAUAGGACUGCAGCCCGGGUUCAAAGAGCUCGAGAUUGCUACCUAUGAUGCAGUGGAGAGUGCACUGGAUCUGCUAUCUCAUCUAGUACUUCCACCCUCAUGUACUUGUCACGUCGAGAUCUGCGAUGCAGAAGGAAUACCUGUAGGCUCAGCGCGCCAAGACGUCUUCACGGCUCUAGUCAUCACUCUGUAUCACAUCAGAGGCGUGGAGCAUCCUCCCGUCAAGCUCAUCAUUGACGCAAACAUGAUACUCCUCUGCCAGAGCGAGCAUGCUCAUCCUGCCCGGUGUACCGCGGACUUGUCUAUGAGUCAAGACGCGUACUGUCUUCAGCCGGGCGAUACCCAACUGCACGUCCUUAACGGUGCCUCUUCUGAGUCGGCCAACCCCACACGUGGCAUAUUUGCGACUCCUCUGCAGAGCUUGCGCGCCAUCGGUAUUCAAGACGGCGCCCUCCAAAGUAUAGUUCACGAUGACAUACUCUCGGGACUGACCGCCGCCUGUGGCGUGCGCAGGUUGGACAUCGAACUUCUUGAUAGCAAGGCCUUCCUGCUUGAGCUAACGAAACGAGUGCACGGGGGCUAUCACAUCUUCCCUCUCCUCGAGAUCAUUCACUUCCACAGAGGUCAUCAUGGUGGCGCCUCCAAAGUGGAGACGGAGAACUUGGAGACCGAGUGUGAUGCAGACGUUUUUGCGCUCGUUGAUCUUGCGAAGGAUCGUAAGAAGAAAGGUGCGCCGCUGCGGGAAGUCUCCGUUGAAAAGGUGUUCGCCGAGUGGAAUGCAUGGGAUGCGGUACGGUCAUAUGUGUCGGUCACUGUACUUGACUCGUAA